AUGAAGGUAGUCCGGCUGGCUCCUAUGUUUUCCGAGAUCGGGUGGAAGCGGUACGACGGUCUGCCAUUUGCCGAAGUUAUGUUGCGUGCAAAGGCUACUGAGUGGCUGAAACUACGAGCCACUGAGAUCGAGGCGGCCAAGAAUAGGGAGAUCACUGAGCGGAGCUUGGACUCACCUGGUCCAGCCAGCGGAGAGGGUGAGGGGACUCAGAGUGUCCCCGAAGCCUUAGACGCUUCUGCCUCUCUCGGCGAGGCUACGGGCGAUAUAGAGCCUUCUACUCAAGUCGGGGUAGAGGGUCGUUCAGCUGACGAAGCCCCCCUCGCAACUCGAAAGCGCAGACGGCCAGAACCAGCCUCUCAACCAACUCCAUCUGAUGAACCACAAUCCGAGCGGGGCGAUGAAGCUCCAGUGCUGUCCGGGACGACCUCUAUAGAGAGUACCCCCACGCCGCGUGGCUCUCCAAGGGCUACCUCUGAGGUGUCGCCUGCCAGUCCUCAGCGAACCAUGCGUCGCCUUAGGCGAUUGGGCGACCUUCCUUCCUCAAGUGGUGAGCCGUCCGGUAAAGCAGCUGCACCCCAGGGUGAUCCGAGCGGCCCGAGAUUGAUAAAAACUGUCCUGCGCCUUCCGUCGGAGGAAUAUAUGGCGGUUGCUGAUCUGCCAGUGGUCCCCGAGCAGCAGAUCACCCUCACGGGUCCUCUUGCCAAAGCCUGGGAGGAUGCUUGGCUCCGAAUUGCAAUGAUGACUCCCGGUCAGCUAGGCGACAGCAAUCUACAACAGGCGAUCGGGAAUUGGGUGGAGCAUAUUGCAAUCAGCAAUCGCCUGGCCGAACUGGAGGACGAGCUGAAAAAGCUCAAAGCCGCGAGAGAUAGCAGACAGUCAACGGCCGCUCUGGAGAAGCGGGACAAAGAGAUAAAGACCGCGACCACCAGGAAGCGCCAAGCCAUCGACGACAUGGAUAUGAUGAAGGUAGAGAACCGGGGGCUAGAGCAGCGAGUGAAGGAAUUAGACGCCUUGCUCAAGACUGAACGGGAGGGCCGCUCGGCCGACCAGGACGAGCUGAAGAAGCUCAAGGCCGCGGGAGACAGCCGACAGUCGACGGCCGCUCUGGAGAAGGCUAAAAGAUUGCUGGAAGCUGAACGGGGUAAAUCCUCUGGCUUGACGAGUGAAGUGGCUCGCCUCGAAGCCUUGGUCAAGCAGCGGGACAAGGAAGUGAAAACCGCGACCGCUCGGAAGCUCAAGGCCAUUGAUGAUAUGGACUUGAUGAAGGUGGAGAACCGGGGGCUGGAACAAUGGGUGAAGGAGCUAGACGCCUCACUAACUGCCGAGCGGGAGGGUCGCUCCGCCGAUCGGACCCAAGCAAAAGGAGCCUUGCAAGAUCUUCAAGCUGCUCUGGAUGCUUCCCAGACCGCUCUCAAGGAUUACCAAGAUGGAGAGCCCGGUCGAUCGGCGGAGGUACGCAAAGCCUUCGUCUACUCGGACGAGUUUGGCGAGAAAUUUACCGACAAGCUCUCCUUGACUUUUGAGGAGGCAAUUAAAGUGGCGGUGGAAUACAUGAAGAACAAAGGCCAUGCUCCUGCCGAUCUGUCUGUCCCUGCCGAAGACCUAGCGACCAUGAUGGGCUCCAUCCCUGACCAUCUUUUUAAUUUUGAUGACUAA
This is a messenger RNA of Zingiber officinale, 1656 nucleotides long. RefSeq names its product plectin-like. The record is from RefSeq and is a predicted model, not a curated record. The transcript has 5 exons. Lineage: Eukaryota; Viridiplantae; Streptophyta; Magnoliopsida; Zingiberales; Zingiberaceae. Bases 1 to 1656 code for a protein of 551 amino acids.